UUUAGCAGUUAUUUGAGCACGAGGUACAAUCGAGAUUCGCAGUUUUCGUUAUUUUGGUAACAUUGGGAGUCUUCAACUUUUAUUUAUUGUAAAUGGUAACGUGCACGAUGGCUGAUGAGGCAUGCAAAAUGAAUGGCGCCGACGAGGAAGUGCCUGCAGAGAAGGCGCAGAAGAAGUCCGCGAAGUAUGACAGCGGAGUCGCGGAUCUAGAAAAGGUUACCGACUAUGCGGAGGAGAAGGAGCUGUCCACACAAGACUUUGCCGGUGCAAUUUCGGCGAUAGGAGACCAAAGAAACAAGGAGGCGUUGGAGAAACAGGCCAGGGAAAAGGAGCUGCUGAAGGUGUCGAUCAAAAAGGAAGACGUCGAUCUGAUCGUCAAAGAGAUGGAAAUUUCCAGGUCACAAGCAGAAAGGACACUUCGGGAGCAUCAUGGCAAUGUAGUGAAUGCAUUGAUAACGCUAACGAACUGAAGUUUCACAAUACUAUUUAAUUUCUUCUAAUAAAAAAAAAGAAUGGUUUCUCUAACAUUUACAAA
Nicrophorus vespilloides is the source of this 535-nucleotide messenger RNA. RefSeq names its product huntingtin-interacting protein K. The coding region runs from base 93 to 470 and encodes 125 amino acids. Lineage: Eukaryota; Metazoa; Arthropoda; Insecta; Coleoptera; Silphidae. Gene Ontology annotation, biological process: negative regulation of apoptotic process; protein stabilization. The transcript has a single exon. The record is from RefSeq and is a predicted model, not a curated record.